Messenger RNA from Trichoderma citrinoviride, 1146 nucleotides. RefSeq lists its product as hypothetical. NCBI's taxonomy places the organism in Eukaryota, Fungi, Ascomycota, Sordariomycetes, Hypocreales, Hypocreaceae. The transcript is spliced from 3 exons. The record is from RefSeq and is a predicted model, not a curated record. Gene Ontology annotation, biological process: inner mitochondrial membrane organization. The coding region runs from base 1 to 1146 and encodes 381 amino acids. Gene Ontology annotation, cellular component: mitochondrial inner membrane.
AUGACGGGCCCUUCGCCGCUGCUUCGGACGGCGCGCGUGUUGCGCAGCCACAGGCCGGCGCAGUUUGUCUGCUGGCAGUGCCGCAGCAUCCAGAUCAGCGCGACGCCCAGCACGUCAACCGGAGCGGGAGACGCUUUUGGCGCAAUCGACAGCCUGAGGGACACGGCCGAUGCCCGAUUCGAAGUCAUUGGCUCGCCGUAUUCGCUGCUCUCCGUCUCGCUAUCCGCCUCGCAGCGGCUUUAUACACGGCGUGGGACGCUGGUCGCCGUGGCGGGGAAUCCAGACAAUGCACAAUCGACUCUCUCGCUACUAAACCCCCUCUCGCGGGCGCCGUUUGGCGUCCCCUUCCUCUACCAGCGCAUCUCAGCCACUUCGCCGAUUACGGCGCUCAUCUCGACCAAAUCCCCCACCACGACGUUUACGAUCCUGCACCUGGACGGCACGACGGACUGGAUGGUGACCCAACGCAAUGCUGUGCUGGCCUGGACGGGCCACACACUGUCUCUUUCAUCGCGCAUCCAGAGAAGGCUCUCGAUGGCGCAUUGGGGUAGCACAUUCGUCACUGGGCGUGGGCUGGUGGCUCUAUCAGCGCCUGGGCAGAUUUACCAACUGCAUCUCUCCGAGGGCGAGGAAUUUGUCGCCCACCCCGGCAGCGUCGUCGCCUACUCUGUGACCAAACACCAGCCCUUGCCGUUCCGGUUCAAGAGCGCCAGUCUACGACUUCAAAUUCCCUCCCUCACGUCCUGGAUCCCCGAAACAGAUUUCAUGAAGAAGGUCCGGGAUUCGCAAGUCUACAAGUACCUUGCUCGUACUCUCUACAGCCUCCGGACAAUGACCCGCCGGACCAUCUGGGGUGACCGACUGUUUUUGCAUUUCAAGGGGCCGAGCACCAUUAUCAUGUCCAGCCGAGGCGUGCGCGUUGUCGACAGCCUCACCAACGAGCAGGUUAACGAAAUUGCCGACGCGCAAGCCGGUACACUGGCAUCCGCACUGGAGCUGUCCAACAAGCCCCAAGAUGCACAGCCCGCGGCGAAAGUUGACGAGGUUGUUGACGAGGUCCCCGGGAUUGUCGUGGAACAACCAACAAACAAGGAUGGAAAAGUAGCGUUUGAAGACAAGAAGACCUUGAAAGAAUUCAUUCAAUGA